AAACAUCAGCUGUUCAUAUGUCGUUGCGUGUGAUGCUCAGCGGUCAGGCUAGCAAGCACUUCCUACACUUAUUUUCUGUUACCAUACGUAGAUGCCUUAUGGAAGUCUGGUAUCUUAUUUCAUAGUGUUGUGAUUAGUGAGUGAAGCAGAAAAGUGUGUUUCUCGCAAAACGGACCCAGAAUACCUCCAGACACAUCCAGACAUCCCCAAACGCCCCUAAACACACUCAAAAACUUUCAAAACAUAUCCAGAAUAACCAAACACACUCAAAAAUAUCCAACAUGGACUGAAAUUCCUUCCCAAUGCAACCCGUACACACAUCGAAAUCUUCCCACGCCAAUGGAUUUAAACACAGGUUUCUCUAGCUUAAGCUUUUCACCUGAAAGUUUUCUAAAAGUAUCGACGUGAGCCUAAAAUCUUGGGACAUCCUUUCUUCAGUUACCAGCCUUCAUCCACUACAGGAAAUAUUGAGAAAAUGAUCUGAAGAGGAGAUACAUGUUUAACCAGGAAAAAUCUUUGAUGAACUUGACAAUCAAUUCCCUAGCUGGGAAAACACAAGUACCUUAGAUCCUUCCAACCUUUAUACAAAUACUGAGAAAUUGAUCAGGUGAGAUGAAUCUUUAACUACGAGAGGCCUUUGCUGGAUUGGGAGAACACAAGGACAGCACCUUAGACAUCAGAUACACAUUACUUGUCAGGUUCCAAGGUCAUUUUAGUGCCUCUGAUACUUUGGGUCACUUCAAUACAUGCAUACAAUAUAGACCUUCCUCAAGAUGGUGUUCCACGCAGAUGACUCGUACACUAUUCUACCUUCACAUUUCAAGCCUCGUAGAAUCCAGCCCGGGAAGCGAACCAUCUUAGUAUCCGUCUUAUUAUCUGUUAUGCUCCUGAUGUCUCAACUCUUUCGAGCUCUGCAGCUGAAUCAUCCACCACAACUGUUAAAUGGUCACUCAAUUGAGUCACUUACAAGUCUAAAUGAAGAGGCAGAGGUGCAGCCUUGUGUCAAGACUAACCUGGGAGCCUCCACCCAUGAGGCAGAUUCUCAACAUUCCUGCCACCACCUGGCUCCCCCUCGGGGAUUGUGCUCCCUCAUGCAGAAUUUAUUUUUCAGCAGUAAACCCCAGACUUGCCAGCACCAAACUAGAGUCACCUUUUGUGCAACAGUAUCUGGACACAUCUCAUGUGAAUCACCAGCCCUGUGUGCUUCACUGUUGCACUAUGUUGGUGUUUUUGAUGAGAUAGAGGCUAGAACAAAAUGGAAGCAAAUCAACCCUAUACAUCUGAAAAAGAAUAUUGAAAAGGAAGUUACAAAAAAGUCUUAUUUUGGCUUUCUGUUUAUAAAAUGUACUAAUGAAUCUAUGGAUGAGAGAGAGCAGCCAAAUUAUUCAGAAGAUUAUGUGCAUGAAAAUGUUGAAUCAUACACUCAGUUGUUCCUGUAUCCCAAAAAGAACACAUUUAGGAUGAAAGUCUCAGACACGGUUGUAUAUCCAAACAUAAACUUAGUAAUGGUUGACUCCCUAUCACGACCUCAUUUUUACAGAUCACUUCCAAAGACCAUUAAAUUCUUUGAGGAUUUGUAUGGCAGAACACAUCGUGAGAUAUUCGACUUCCAGUUUCUCCAGGCAGUGAAGCCAAGGACAUAUGAAAGUCUGGAAGCACUCUUUUCUGGGCAUGUCAAUAGGACUGAGAUUCCUUUUGGAACUUAUGACAUUCCUAAGAGACCACUGCCUGUGUCUGAUCUUUUAAAGCACUAUAAGGAGAAGGGCUUCAGGACACUCUGGCUGGAAGAUCUGUGUUGGAAUUGGGAAUGGGGUUUAGUAAAAGAUUUAAAAGUUAUAAAUGAUUCUGAUAGCUAUCCUUCCUGGGAAGUAUUCAAGAGUGCACUAAGGAAAGCAAACAUUGACUCCAUUGACAUGACAUUAGCUAGUUGUGACAUACUUGAAGUAAAUGGCAAGAAAGAUCCAUUUCACAAUUUGCCUGCCGUGUGUUUCAAUGGUCGGUAUCAUCAUGAAUACUUGUUGGAAUACCUACAGUUAUAUCAAAAGGAUGCCCAAAAUACCAAUCAACCUUUUGUCACCUUUACAGUUACUGAUGUUGCUCACGAUGAAACAGGAACACGGGUGCAAACUCUGGAUGAUUCACUAGUCAAGUACUUGAGCUUUGCCAGAAACCUGAAAAAUACCAUAACCAUUCUCUUUUCUGAUCAUGGAAGUACUUAUGGAAAAUUCAUACAGUCAAGUCCAGAAGCACACGUUGAGACUUUCAACCCAUUCUUGUUCUUAAUAAUGCCAAAAAAUAUCCAAGAUAAUUAUGGUGCUGGUCUAAUGAAAAUACUGAAAAAUAAUGAGAGAAACUUAAUCAGUUUGAUUGAUGUACACAAUAUGCUACUUCAUUUGAUUGGAGUGGAAGGCAAAAUUCUAGACAGAGAUUUUGCUCAGAAGUAUUCAGUUCCAGGUGGACUACUGAGUAGCAUAUCUCCUCACAGAACGUGUGAGGACAUUCCUCUGCUUCAGCCAAACCUCUGCAUUUGUAAGAACUUUGAAACAGCAGUGCAGCCGACUCAGUUUCACAUGGCACUUGCAGAUUUUGGUAUUGGUGUCUUAAACAACAUGAUCUUGCAACAGCAUAAAAAGAAUAGAGCUGUUGGAUUUGGAAACUGUAAGCCACUUAAAGCAUAUGAGGUACGAAAGGUGCUUGAAGUGAGGCUCUCAGUAUAUCUCAUCAGAUAUAAAAUUGAUGUGCUUGUCAAUGGUUUUAAGGAAAUGAGAGAAGAUAAGGAAAUAUUCUUUCUCACUAUAGAGUCUGACUCCAACAGAAAUUCUCUACGACUUGUAUCCUUUGAGCGUAUCAGCUUGUAUGGAAUCUAUUCGAGAUGUCGUGAUCAAAAUGUUGAACUGAAAUUGUGUGUUUGUAACACUAAAACUCAGGGACAAAAUGGCGGAUUUCUUGGCUCUGUGAUAUUUGGAAAUCUUUUAGAAAAUUUCAGUUUCAUUGGAAGUAAGAAAAGUAAUUCACCAAGUCUGAAUGAGUUGCUUUCUCAACCAGUGUUUGGCUUGACUCCUAAAAUUGAUGUUUCUUACCCUGAGACUAACCCUUGUCUCUUUACAUUCAUUCAUAGCUACAAAUCAGGAUUAGUUCUAUAUGCUGUAAAUCACUGUAUAAUACAUCACAACCUUAAACUUAUCAUAGAAGCAGAAAACCUUAAUUUAUCUUGCGAAAACAGUCCUCAGUAUUCAUUGCAACCUUCCGAUAUCAGAAUGUUAGUUGCUGCUACUGUGGCCAAUCCUAAAGUAACAUGGCAUUGGAAUCACAGAGUUAGAAUUCAAGAUUUCUCCUAGUAGAAUUUUUGAUACCAAAUAGUACACUAGUACAAAAAAUAACUUUAUAUAAGUAGUAAUGAGAUAUGUGAUAAGAUGGUAUCCAGUGGCAGGAAAGUAAGUAAUCAAAAGCAUGUCUUGGGGAAAACCAGAAUAAGAUUUUGACUUCUACACACAGGAAAAACUUUGGGCUGAACAUUAAUAGUUUUUCUAAUCAACUCACUAAGGAGAUUGUUAAAAAAAAUAGGUAAAUAAAUAAAAAAUGGUGAAUGAUAUUGGUCAUCAAAAUCAAAAUACUUUCCAUCUCAUACUUUCUUACAAUUUUCUGUGUAUAAUGAAAAAAACAUGAAUUAUUUUUACUGUAUUAUAUAAUACAGUAAAAAUGCUCAUGUGAUUUACUUAAUUCUACAUGAGUUAUAUCAUAUUUUUUUAUAUUGCAAAUAUUGUAUGUUAGCAUGAAAUGGCACAGGACUGGGAAAGGGCAGCUUCAGCAAUAUAGUUACAUUUUUAAAACAGUUAUCUAAAGUUUUAAGCUAUGAGAGAGUAUGGCAAGGGAUCAGAUCCCUGGCAGGACACUUACUGUAUGUGACAUCUUACCAUAAGCCUCAUGGUACAAGUGGAUUCUAAUUGACUAUGAGUGUUGCACCAUUACACAGUAUAUGAUAGAACAAGGAUGCUUUUCCCUUUCUCAAUUUUGCCCCAUAAAAUAUGGACAAAAUUUGGUACAUAAUUCAUGAGAUAUCCUCUUGCCACUGGACACCACGUGUGUGUGUGUUAUAAGACAUAACAGUUCAUUAUAUAUAUAUAUAUAUAUAUAUAUAUAUAUAUAUAUAUAUAUAUAUAUAUAUAUAUAUAUAUAUAUAUAUAUAUAUAUAUAUACAUAUAUGUAUAUACGAGUAUAUAUAGCAUUCUGAGUUUGUAUAAAUGGCGUUACUACUUAUAUAUGACCAAAGAUUUUAAUUUCAUUCAUCGGAACUGUACUGUAGCUAAUGCCAAGUAAAGUUAGAUUACAGUUAAGGAAACAUGAAUGAAGAUGACGUCACAUCAUAAGCUGAAAAUAUACACAUAUGUAGGUAUGUGAGAGAAAUGUAUGGAGAGGUCCAUUUGUCAACAUUUGCAUCUGUGCAGUAACUAAUCACUAUGAUGGCUCCAGUUAUUCAGUCAUUUAAUUCUUGAGAUCACAUCUAAGCUUCACUGGUUGUGGAUUUCAAGGCACGAGUAUUGUGCCAUAAGAGUGAGUGUGUGGCAUAAGUCAGUAGAUGUGCAUGGUUCUAUACUGUUUUUCAUAUGUAAGAUCAGUUUGAGAGUUACAUUUGGGUUUGGGUUUUACACAAUGAGUAUAUCUAAGCUUCAGUUGGUUGUGGAUUUCAGGGCAUGUGUGUGGUGCAAGGCAGAAGGCUGUGUGCCAUGAGCAAAUAUGCCAGGCUGUUCAUUGUUGUUUGCAUGUGAGGUCAGUUUUAUUAAAUGAUAAUUGGGUUUUGUAUGAUGAUAGUAUGUUUGUGUAUCUUUUUCUGUUACAAAUUCUGUGAUGAUUUUUAGUCUGAUAAUUGCAUUCCAGUCCAAUGCUUGGAUGUUCCCACAUCACAUGAAAUAAACACUGAUAAACACUUAAA
Molecule: messenger RNA, 4930 nt
Organism: Scylla paramamosain (green mud crab)
Lineage: Eukaryota; Metazoa; Arthropoda; Malacostraca; Decapoda; Portunidae
Exons: 5
Coding region: 774-3338 (854 amino acids)
Source: RefSeq, a predicted model, not a curated record